AAUCUCUCCCUCAAGCUUUCUCUCUCUACCAAUAAAAGCAUCUCUCUCUCUCUCUCUCUCUCUCUCUCCCCCCGUGAGACGCGCUCUCUCUCUCUCUCGUCAAAAUUUCUCCACUUUUUCAUGAUUUCAUCUGCUCCAUCUCCCUAGGGUUUUGAUUUCGAUUCUUCCCAACAGACCCACAACGAAAUCAUCAUCGCCAUCCUCUUCAUUGUCACCGUUUCUUCCUUUUCUCACUUUCUCCCUUUUUUGUCUACCAUGACCACGACCUCCGUGAAGAACAAUGGAUUGCCUGCGGGUCUCGUCUCGAAUCUCCAGGAAGUGCUCUUGAAGAGACGAGGAGGCAACGGGGAAGGUGGAGAAGCCGAUGGAUCAGCUGCGGAGACUUUGUCUAUCUCCGACGCUGCCGAGACGCCUCCCGUUGCGGCGACGGCCGAGGAGGAGAUCGGUGACUCGAAACCCAUUGUCUUAGUCACCAACGGCGAUGGGAUUGAUUCCCCUGGCCUCGUCUCUCUCGUCGAGGCUCUGGUUCGGGAAGGGCUUUACAGUGUCCAUGUUUGCGCUCCUCAAACGGACAAAUCAGCUUCUGGUCAUUCCAUGACUCCAGGAGAAACCAUUGCUGUGAGUUCUGCACAUAUUGAAGGUGCCACAGCCUUUGAAGUUUCAGGGACUCCUGUGGACUGCAUCUCUUUAGCAUUAUCUGGAGCGCUCUUCUCCUGGUCAAAUCCAAUACUGGUGAUUAGUGGAAUUAAUCGGGGAUCAAGCUGCGGGCAUAACAUGUUCUAUUCAGGUGUAGUUGCUGGAGCUAGGGAGGCUUUGAUUUCUGGUGUACCCUCUAUCUCAAUAUCGUUGAAUUGGAAGAAAGAUGAAAGCCAAGAAAGUGACUUUAAGGAUGCUGUCGGUGUCUGUUUACCGCUGAUCAAUGCAACUAUCAGAGACAUCAAGAAGGGGAUUUUCCCCAAAGACUGCUCUCUGAACAUAGAGAUUCCAACAUCUCCCGCAACAAACAAGGGUUUUAAAGUAACGAAACAAAGCAUGUGGAGGCGCAAUCCGACUUGGCAAGCUGUUUCAGCACAUCGCCACCCGGGUGCUGGGAAUUUCAUGUCCAACCAACAAAGCUUAGGACUUCAACUCGCCCAGCUUAGCAGAGAUGCUUCUGCCGCUGGGGCGGCUCGUCGUUUGGCCACACAGAGGAAGAGUAUUGUGGAGGUUGAAUCAGUUGGGGUUGCCGGGAAGGGUGAUAACCGUGUGAAAAAGUACUUCCGACUCGAGUUUCUGGCUAAGGAACAAGAAGAUAUGGAGGAUGAUUUGGAUUUGAAGGCACUUGAAGAUGGAUUUGUUUCGGUAACUCCGCUAUCUCUUCUUCCACAAAAGGAAUCAGAAAUUCAAGCAGUGACAUCAGAAUGGAUCUCAAAUGUGCUCAACGCUGAUCAAUGAGAAAGGCCGGAGCUUAAAUUAUCGCCGUGCCAAAAACAGGUCAAAUCUAGCCUUGGAAAGUUUGGUUUUUUUAAUCGGUUUUCAGUGAAUGUUCGGUUUAUUUAUGCUUUGUUUGUUCUUCUUCCCAAAUCUGUGUGUGGGAUAUUAAUAUUAGUUUGUUGUUUUGUUGGUUUGUUCUUGUUGUUGUUGUGGUGGUGAGUCUGUGUAUGUAAAACUGGGGAAAAUGGCUCAGGGUCCAAAUUUUAGUACCCCAGCCGUUCUUCCUUCGUUCCAUAUUAUCUUUCCGUAGGCAACGCCCCUUCACAAACCUCUUCUUGCGUGGUUGAGGCUUUUGAUUUUAACAUUUGUGGUUUGUGUUGUUGCAUUUGUUCAUCAAUAGAAGCUUUCUGAUA
Messenger RNA from Tarenaya hassleriana, 1826 nucleotides. RefSeq names its product 5'-nucleotidase SurE. Gene Ontology annotation, molecular function: nucleotidase activity. The transcript is spliced from 10 exons. The record is from RefSeq and is a predicted model, not a curated record. Lineage: Eukaryota; Viridiplantae; Streptophyta; Magnoliopsida; Brassicales; Cleomaceae. The coding region runs from base 256 to 1434 and encodes 392 amino acids.